AUGGCCUGGAACACCAAUCUCCGCUGGCGGCUGCCUGUCACCUGUCUGCUCCUGCAGGUGGCCCUGGUGGUCCUCUUCGGCGUGUUCGUGCGCUACGACGCCGAUGCCGACGCCCACUGGAUCGACGAUAGGCUGUCCCAGAACAUCUCCAGCGACAUGGACAACGAAUUCUACUAUCGCUACCCGAGCUUCCAGGAUGUGCACGUGAUGAUCUUCGUGGGCUUCGGCUUCCUGAUGACCUUCCUGCAGCGCUAUGGCUUCAGCGCCGUGGGCUUCAACUUUCUGCUGGCAGCGUUCGGCAUCCAGUGGGCGCUGCUCAUGCAGGGCUGGUUCCACCACUACGACCAAGGCUACAUUUUCAUAGGCGUGGAGAACCUCAUCAAUGCUGACUUCUGUGUGGGCUCCGUCUGUGUGGCCUUUGGGGCAGUUCUGGGCAAAGUCAGCCCCAUCCAGCUGCUCAUCAUGACUCUCUUCCAAGUGACCCUCUUCUCGGUGAAUGAGUUCAUUCUCCUCAGCCUGCUGGAGGUGAAGGAUGCAGGAGGCUCCAUGACCAUCCACACGUUCGGCGCCUACUUUGGGCUCACAGUGACCUGGAUCCUCUACCGACCCAACCUACAUCAGAGCAAGGAGAGGCAGAGUUCUGUGUAUCACUCGGACCUCUUUGCCAUGAUUGGUACCCUCUUCCUGUGGAUGUACUGGCCCAGCUUCAACUCAGCUGUGUCCAACCAUGGAGACGCCCAGCACCGAGCUGCCAUCAACACCUACUGCUCCUUGGCCGCCUGUGUGCUCACCUCGGUGGCACUGUCCAGCGCCCUGCACAAGAAGGGCAAGCUGGACAUGGUGCACAUCCAGAACGCCACGCUCGCCGGAGGGGUGGCCGUGGGUACUGCCGCCGAGAUGAUGCUCAUGCCUUACGGCUCCCUCAUUGUCGGCUUCAUCUGUGGCAUCAUCUCCACCCUGGGUUUUGUGUACCUGACGCCAUUCCUGGAGUCCCGGCUGCGGAUCCAGGACACAUGUGGCAUUCACAACCUGCAUGGCAUUCCCGGCAUCAUAGGCGGCAUCGUGGGUGCUGUGACGGCAGCCUGUGCCAACAGUGCCGUGUACGGCAAGGAAGGGCUUGUCCAUGCCUUUGGUUUCAAGGGUAGCUGGACCUCAAGCACGCAGGGCAAGUUCCAGGCUGCCGGCAUCUUCAUUUCUCUGGCCAUGGCCCUGGUGGGCGGCAGCAUCGUGGGAAUGAUUUUGAAAUUACCGUUCUGGGGACAACCCUCUGACGAGAACUGCUUUGAGGAUGCAGUCUACUGGGAGGUGCCCGAGGACCAGAAGAACACUGCUUCCCGUCCUGAGGACCCCACCCUCAAUCCCUUAGAACCUUAAGCUCCCAGGGCAGGUGAGAAGCAGGCUCCACAGAAGGGGCUGGUGCUGACCGAGCUGGGAACACAAGCACAAGGCAAGCAGCACCCCAUUUGCUGGCCUGGCCCCAGGGCAUCUCCACCCCUUCCUUCCCCUUCAUCCCAGGGGCCUGCCUGAGAACGGAGAAGGAGGAGCCAUAGACAGAGUGGGUGUCCAAGCCAGGUUCUGGCUGCAGGAGGCCUGCGCCGGGGUCUUGGUGCCACAUCCUGGGAAAAGCAAGCAGGAGUGGGGCUGGGGGCUGAGAUGGACCCAAGCCCUCUAAGGAGACAACUUAGCUGCCAGCCACCAACUGCUGGGCUCUUCCCCUCCUUGCCUGCCCCUCAGCCUGCACCUUCCAUGCUCCCCGGCCCCCUAGACCUCUCUGUGCCAUGCAGAUGGCGCCCUCCGUGAAUAAAUGUUCUCGGUGCUCUUUGUAGACUGGGUGUGAAUACUCCAACAUGGGCCAGUGUGAGGGAGAAAAGGACCAGGAGACCUGGCCUCCUGCCCCAGUCCUGACCUCCCACUCCAAGCGGCCACCCACACUGCAAGGAAAAUCAUC
This is a messenger RNA of Diceros bicornis minor, 1948 nucleotides long. It is a transcript of the gene RHCG, whose product is annotated as Rh family C glycoprotein. Lineage: Eukaryota; Metazoa; Chordata; Mammalia; Perissodactyla; Rhinocerotidae. The record is from RefSeq and is a predicted model, not a curated record. Bases 1 to 1374 code for a protein of 457 amino acids. Gene Ontology annotation, cellular component: apical plasma membrane; plasma membrane; basolateral plasma membrane. The transcript has 11 exons. Gene Ontology annotation, molecular function: ammonium channel activity. Gene Ontology annotation, biological process: ammonium homeostasis; ammonium transmembrane transport.